This is a messenger RNA of Helobdella robusta, 2685 nucleotides long. RefSeq lists its product as hypothetical. The record is from RefSeq and is a predicted model, not a curated record. Bases 1 to 2685 code for a protein of 894 amino acids. The transcript is spliced from 4 exons. NCBI's taxonomy places the organism in Eukaryota, Metazoa, Annelida, Clitellata, Rhynchobdellida, Glossiphoniidae.
AUGGACACAUCGGUGGGACUGUCUUCAAUAGCGACCUUAUCUUUGGGUCUGUCCAUGUCCAUGGCAGGUGCAGGGCGCGUGGUCAUCAGGUCCCUGCAGAACCCCAACAUACACAACGGCAUGACGGAUAGAAGGCAGUCCUCUCUCCAACAAUUCUUCACAAAGAUACCGGUCAUGUUGGAACCACCUACUAACAACUUAAACAGCCUGGCCGCAUCAUCUGCUCCUUGCGAAACUGAAAAUAAAACGAAGGGUAGAAAAGAAGUGAAAAAUUCAGACGAAGCAGUGAUAGGAAAUUCGUUUCAAUAUUUAAUUAACGUGGCCCAAUCUCUAGUUUUUAAAAUAACAAUGAUAAAAAUCGUGCCAAAAAUAUUUCUCGUAAUUAUUUCCAAGCAUGCCGUGGUAAUUGGAAAUUCAAAACCACGUUCGACAGUGAAUGGAGAAGAAAAUAUUUCUUCAAAACUCAAUGCAUACUUUUAUUUAUUUUACGCGAUAUUCAAGCACAAGCAAACAAACUUUGCAAGAAAAAUUUUGUUCAAGUGCAAGAAUACAACGAGGAAACGUUCUCAGAGCUACAAAGAACUUCAACGACAUACCAACCAGCACUGUCAACUUAACAGCAGCAUCCACCACUACGACAAACACUUGCACAACCAUUCCAAACUAUCAGAUUCGAAGACUGCAACGACUUCAUCAUCCUCCAGAGAGCAGUCUCCUGCUCCGUUCACCAGAGCUUCAAGUCUCGACAGUCACAUGUUGAAAGUAGUGGCGCAGUGUUACACCAAGGAUGAUGACGACCGGUAUGCAGACCAACAUUUAAUCCGCGGUCAUAAUCGGUCGACAAAUGGACAGUACUCUGAUGUUAUUACGGCCUUGAAGGAGGGAAUAGAUGGAAAACUGAUAGAGACGGUUUUGAAAGAGGAAGAUGAACAGGAUCGAACGCAGUCUCCGCACAGAAGAAAUUCGUUAUUUGUAACGAGUUCAUCAAAUAAAGUCGGAGGAAAACCUCAGUUAUCAAGGGCCAAUACAGAUGAAAGCAAUAAUUUUAUAGCCAUUCCAGACGUCAUAAUACACGCAGCCGAAGCCUGGGCCGCUAGUGACUGCUCGGAUUCCGGUGGCAACGACACAAACGAAGUCCACAAAAAACAAUUAGCAAGUUCUGGAAAUCCACCAUCAGAAAGUAUGUCACUGCCCCAGUUAGCACUGAGAAAUAGCUUGGAUAAUUCGACUUCACUGUUUCACGAUUACUUUCUCAACAUCAAAAGCGAAAUCAGUUCGGCUUGCAGUUCAGACUCUAAAUGUUCAUUUACUUUAGGUAAUAAUAACAAGACUUUAUGUGAUAACAGUAAAGAGAGUAUCGCCAUUUGUAGAAACGACAAUAAAACCCAAAACUAUGAAGAAACAAACAAAACCGACAAUAAUGUUAAAAACACUAGAAAUAUAUAUCAAGCCUCCACUCAAACAGUCAAAUCUUUAAAAUAUGCCAUUCCGGCAAAGCUCCCUUCCUUCACAUCGUCACUGCUGCCCACCGUCAACAACAACCAUCUGACUUCUACGUCAAACACUCUCAUGAAUAAAGUCUUAAAAAAUGAACAAGCUGCCGAUGAAUCACCGUCUACAAGUGAUUGUAACAAGUUGACCGUGCGAACGGUAGAAAAAAUGACGAGUGAUUUAGAAAUCUACAAUUUUCCGGUGAGCAUUGUCUCUGAGGAAAAUAAAGUUUCAAAACCAGUGAAAAAUUUUUCAGCAGCUUUCUAUCCGUCCGAAUUUUUUCAACCAACAUUACAACGCAAUUUCCACCAGAAACAUCAUCAUCAUCAAUAUUACAAUCAUAAAGAUCAGUGCUUCCAACAAGGUAAGCGUGAUCAAAUGAUUAUGCAAUUCGAUCGAAGUCCUGGUUUCAGAAGAAGGGUCUCAAUGGAUAUAUGUCAGACAUCUUCCAGAGGUUCCGCUCCUAAAAAUUACAACAAAAAUUACACUUUCAAUAUUUCCAAAGAUAAAGCUAAAGAUAUCUCGCAAGAAAAAUUUGUGACAGGUGAUGAUGAAAUGCAGCCAAAAAAAAUGUUUUUGUCGGAUGAAGCUAAGUGUUCUGAAACGGUGAAAGAAGUAGAAGAAAUACCGUUACGAUCGAUACAUCCGACUAUUCAUUCUGAAACUUACCUAGCGACAGUUUUAAACCAGGGAUUUGAUUCUGAAUAUGCGCAACCUUUCAACACUUCAUCUAGUAAAAAAAUUUCAAAAGUUGACAAAAACACUAUGACGCAAUUUCAAAGUACUUUGGAUCACUUUUUGUCAAACAAAGAUCCCAAAAAAGUCAAACGUUCAUAUAAGCACCACAAACACCCCUGCUCCGUUAAAUUAAAAACCAAACCAAAACGUGCACACGUUGACAGAACGAAUCAUGAUGAUUUGAAGCAAAGCGAAUAUCAAUCAACUAAGCAUGAUGACGAUGAUUCCACCUUGUGCCGCAGAAAUGACACCGAUAGAAGAAGAGCGCACAAAUUUGAUGCAAGAUACAGCAAUUCAAAAAGUCAGGAUUUUUUGUCCUCUUCGCCGACCAGCGUUGGAUCUGAAGUUUUCUUGCUACCGAGGGAAAGCAAAAGAAGGCGGAGUCUGCACAUGCCAUUCAAAAUGUCUGCUGUGAGAGCGACUCGUGUUAGUAAUUUCGUUUUGUUUAUUGAAUAA